Molecule: messenger RNA, 279 nt
Organism: Babesia ovata
Lineage: Eukaryota; Apicomplexa; Aconoidasida; Piroplasmida; Babesiidae
Product: zinc binding protein
Exons: 4
Coding region: 1-279 (92 amino acids)
Cellular component (GO): ubiquitin ligase complex
Source: RefSeq, a predicted model, not a curated record
AUGAAUCGCAUCUCAACGAACUUUCGCGGGCGCACCGGCAACGCCUGGCUGUUCUCGAGGGUGUACAAUGUAUCGGAAGGUUACGUGGAGGAUCGGAUGAUGACAACUGGUCAGCACAGCAUAGUUGACAUCUACUGCAACCGCUGCGGCAGCAACUUGGGUUGGAAGUACUUGGAGGCCAGCCAAGAGUCGCAGAAGUACAAGCGUGGAAAGUUCAUACUGGAAAAGAGAUUGCUCAGAGGGCACAGCGACGAGGACGAUAGUAGCAGUGAUGAUUAG